Molecule: messenger RNA, 3227 nt
Organism: Kogia breviceps (pygmy sperm whale)
Lineage: Eukaryota; Metazoa; Chordata; Mammalia; Artiodactyla; Physeteridae
Gene: USP2
Product: ubiquitin specific peptidase 2
Biological process (GO): protein deubiquitination
Cellular component (GO): cytoplasm
Molecular function (GO): cysteine-type deubiquitinase activity
Source: RefSeq, a predicted model, not a curated record
UGUUAUUAUCUCAUUUAUUCCUCGCAACAAGCCUGUGAGGCAGGAAUCAUAAUGAUGAUUAUUAUACUGAUUUUGCAGGUGAGGAAAUUGGGGCUUGGGAGGUUAAAUGACUAGGGCAAAAUCCCCCAGCUAGUCAGCCACGGGGCACGUCAAAACCGGCCCCUACGCACACUCCUCUGAGAGUCCUGGAUGACUCUGCACCCUCACCGCCCCAGGAGCCCCCCAAGAGCCCCUGCUGACCCUCAGGAAAGAGGCCCGAUCCUACCUGCUCCUCUCUCCAAGCACCCUUGCCCUCCAGCUCCAUUACAGAUAAAGCCUGCAUGUUCACGGUGAUGGAGGGACUCUGGGGACCCCCGCAUGAGCCUAAAUGUGAUGGGGGUGCUGAGUCGAGGUAAAGUGGCGAGAGCACUGGGCUGGAAAUCUGAGAGACAUGGACGCCAGCCCUGGGCCUGCUAGUGCGUGACCUUGGGCAAGUCAGCGGCGCUUUUCCCAUUUGUACAACAGAGAACUUAAGAUGGAUGACCCCUUCACCGAGUGGACACUCUCAGAUGCCCAGGAGGGGGUUGAUGGUCCUAACCAGUCUUAAUUGGCUGGAGCAUGCACUGGACACAGCUGACUCCAAGUUCCUGAAAAACAACUUGGGCAAACAUCUUACGGUUUAGUCUGAGUAAGAUCUGGAGGAUGUGCAAGUCUUUUGUAGCAACAACUAAAGCGACCCUAACAGUGAGGCCCAUGAGGCUCCCAGUUCCCACUGAGUGCCGCCCUGAAGGAUGUCCCAGCUCUCCUCCACCCUGAAGCGCUACACAGAAUCGGCCCGCUACACAGAUGCCCCUUAUGCCAAAUCAGGCUAUGGCACCUACACUCCCUCCUCCUACGGGGCCAACCUGGCUGCCUCCUUCCUGGAGAAGGAGAAGCUUGGUCUCAAGCCCGGCCCCCCCACCAGCUUCCUCACACGUCCCCAUACGUAUGGCCCCCCCUCCAUCCUGGACUAUGACCGAGGCCGCCCCCUGCUGAGACCCGAUGUCAUCGGGGGUGCUAAGCGUGCGGAGAGCCAGACUCGGGGCACCGAGCGGCCUUCAGGGAGUGGACUCAGCGGGGGCAGUGGAUUCCCUUAUGGAGUGACCACCAGCUACCUGCCCAUCGAUGCCCGUGACCAGGGGGUAACCCUGACCCAGAAGAAGUCGAACAGUCAAUCAGACCUGGCCCGGGAUUUCUCCAGCCUCCGGACCUCAGAUAGCUGCCGGCUAGACCUGGGCCGCAGCCCCAUGCUGGCCCGCACGCGCAAGGAGCUGUGUGCCCUGCAGGGGCUCUACCAGGCAGCCAGCCGCUCCGAGUACCUGGCCGACUACCUGGAGGACUAUGGUCGCAAGGGCAGCGCACCACAGGUGCCCAGCCAGGCCCCUCACUCCCGAGUCCCUGAAGUCCUCAGCCCCACCUACCGACCGAGUGGCCGUUACACGCUGUGGGAGAAAGGCAAGGGCCAGGCCCCUGUGUCGGGCUGCUCCAGCUCCCCAGUGCGAAACACCAUGAAUUCUAAGAGCACCCAGGGUCUGGCUGGUCUUCGAAACCUUGGGAACACGUGCUUCAUGAACUCCAUUCUGCAGUGCCUGAGCAACACCCGGGAGCUGAGGGACUACUGCCUCCAGAGGCUCUACAUGCGGGACCUCAGCCACAGCAGCAGUGCACACACAGCCCUCAUGGAAGAGUUUGCAAAACUAAUCCAGACCAUAUGGACCUCAUCCCCCAAUGAUGUGGUGAGCCCCUCUGAGUUCAAGACCCAGAUCCAGAGAUAUGCACCGCGCUUUGUCGGCUAUAAUCAGCAGGACGCUCAGGAGUUUCUUCGCUUCCUUCUGGACGGGCUCCACAAUGAGGUGAACCGGGUCACAGCGAGGCCCAAGUCCAGCCCUGAAAACCUCGACCAUCUUCCCGAUGAUGAGAAAGGGCGCCAGAUGUGGAGGAAAUAUCUAGAACGGGAAGACAGUCGGAUCGGGGAUCUCUUUGUCGGGCAGCUGAAGAGCUCCCUGACAUGUACCGAUUGUGGUUACUGUUCUACAGUCUUUGAUCCCUUCUGGGACCUGUCUCUGCCCAUUGCUAAGCGAGGUUAUCCUGAGGUGACAUUAAUGGACUGCAUGAGGCUCUUCACCAAAGAGGAUGUGCUUGAUGGCGAUGAAAAGCCAACGUGCUGUCGCUGCCGCGCCAGAAAGCGGUGUAUAAAGAAGUUCUCCAUCCAGAGGUUCCCAAAGAUCUUGGUGCUCCAUCUGAAGCGGUUCUCAGAAUCCAGGAUACGAACCAGCAAGCUCACAACAUUUGUGAAUUUCCCACUAAGAGACCUGGACUUGAGAGAAUUUGCCUCAGAAAACACCAACCAUGCUGUUUACAACCUGUAUGCUGUGUCCAAUCACUCCGGAACCACCAUGGGCGGCCAUUACACAGCCUACUGCCGGAGCCCGGUGACAGGCGAAUGGCACACGUUCAAUGACUCCAGCGUCUCCCCCAUGUCCUCCGGCCAAGUGCGCACCAGCGAUGCCUACUUGCUCUUCUACGAGUUGGCCAGUCCGCCCUCCCGCAUGUAGCAACGAGGAGCUACAUCUCAUCCUUCCCUGCGAUGGUCCUACACCCUAAGUUUUUUUUAAAAGACAAAAAAAGGAAAAACAAACCCACCUGACUAAUAAGCGAAAAAUAAAGGAAAGUGAAGCUGCCGAGCAGGAGUUGCUGCAGCCUGGCCAGGGUCUGGAGUGGGGAGCCUGCUGCCCCCGAGCCCCGCCUGGCAGGGAAGCUCGGCAGGACACAGACUGAGCCAGCACAGUGUCCCUCGGCUUCUCAUGUUUGCAUUUGUAAGCUUGUGGUUUCUUCCUGUGUGUGAUUAAACAACAGCCGUCUGUGGGGAGAAGGUCCUCAUCCACCGGCCCUCUGGCCGAGGCUCCAGCCCCGGCCUCCGGAAAGACAGCGCCCUCUGGAGCCUGCUGGGGAGGAUCGCCGCCCGUCUUCACUGGUCCAGGAGCAAGAAAAACACCCAUGAGCCAAGAGCCCUCUUAACGCUGCUAACUCCAGGGGGACAGAUGAGGGGACGUCUUUGAAAAAACCUGUUUUUGGUUUUUAAAAGCCCAGCUGUUUUUUUUAAUUUACCGUAACUAAAGUUUUCAGACUGGAGAUGCUCUCUUUCACACCUCUUCACAGCUGGGACGUUGUGCUGGUCAUUUUUCUUUUUUUUCCUUAAUUCUUCAAAA